AUGUUUUCCUUCACUCCCGUUUCGGUCCUGGCCUUGGCCGCCGUGUCGACUGCUCUUCCGACACAGGCUGUGGACGAAUUUGCCGUUGCAGACCGAUAUGUCUUUUACCGAGGCAGCGGUGCCAACUGGCCAUCUCAGAAGUCCUGGGGCAGCUUUGACUCCCUAUGGAAUGCCAACGUGCCCCUGAUGCAAAAGUCGUGCGGAUGGAAUGGCUGGGGUGCCGACAAUUCUGGCGCCGAGAUAAAUGACAUUAAGAAUGCCAUUCAUCAGGUCUCCGGGUCUACAGGCGUUGAUAAACGCUUCAUCCUCGCCAUCAUGAUGCAAGAAAGCAAGGGCUGCGUGCGAGUUCCUACUACCAAUAACGGCGUUCGUAACCCGGGUCUUAUGCAAUCUCACAAUGGCUCAGGCAGCUGUGCUGGUGUCAACCCAUGUCCUAGCGGCACCAUUGGACAGAUGAUUCGCGAUGGUGUUGCCGGUACUUACUCUGGAGACGGCUUGAAGCAGACUCUGGGCAAGGCCAAGGGUGCCGUUGGAGACAAUGCCCGCGCGUACUAUGCCGCCGCACGAAUGUACAACUCUGGUUCCGUCGACUACAACAACCUCGAUAAUGGUCUGGGAAGCACUCCGUGCUAUGCAACCGAUGUUGCUAACCGCCUGACCGGCUGGACUCUCGCUGCUAGCCAAUGCCGCGCAUAA
Molecule: messenger RNA, 696 nt
Organism: Metarhizium robertsii ARSEF 23
Lineage: Eukaryota; Fungi; Ascomycota; Sordariomycetes; Hypocreales; Clavicipitaceae
Exons: 1
Coding region: 1-696 (231 amino acids)
Source: RefSeq, a predicted model, not a curated record